AUGGUCAUUGACGUGUCGUACUUGGGUCUUGGAGCCAACUUUCUGUCAGGAAGGGUGCCACCAACGUUGCUCAACCUUUCUUCUGUGAUUUACCUUGGACUGGAGCUGAAUCAUUUUGACAAGGCAGUGUUACCUUCUGAUUUUGGCAGCCAUCUCCCCAAACUGCAGCACCUUGGGUUAGACUCUAACAAUUUUGAGGGGCCUAUCCCAGCUUCUCUAGCUAAUGCUUCAAGCCUCGUCGAUAUUGGGCUCUCCAGCAACUUUUUCAGUGGUAGAGUGCCAAGCUCUCUUGGCAGUUUACAUGAUCUCACCUUCCUGAAUCUUGAAUCCAACAGCCUUGAAGCAUCUGACAUGGAGAGCUGGGAGUUCAUGGACUCAUGGGCCAACUACAGCAAACUUCAAACAAUUGCACUUUCUAUGAAUAACUUAGGAGGGGGUGUGCCAAGCUCUAUUGCUAACCUCUCCUCUCAACUCCAAAUAUUGUACCUUGGCACAAACAAGUUAUCUGGCCAGUUCCCCUCCGGCAUUGCAAACCUCCAGAACUUAAUUGCUUUAUCACUUGAAUAUAAUCAGUAUGUGGGCGCGAUUCCCGAGUGGGUUGGAAAGCUAGGGAAUUUGCAGGUAUUGUACCUUGAAGCAAACAGCUUCACCGGACCAAUCCCGCUUUCCAUCAGUUAUCUUUCUUAG
Setaria italica (foxtail millet) is the source of this 687-nucleotide messenger RNA. RefSeq names its product LRR receptor-like serine/threonine-protein kinase EFR. The record is from RefSeq and is a predicted model, not a curated record. Gene Ontology annotation, molecular function: protein binding. The transcript has a single exon. Bases 1 to 687 code for a protein of 228 amino acids. Lineage: Eukaryota; Viridiplantae; Streptophyta; Magnoliopsida; Poales; Poaceae.